AUGGCGGAAAAACUCGUUUUGAAGGGCACCAUGCGUGCGCACACUGACCAUGUGACGGCAAUCGCCACGCCGAUCGACAACGCAGACAUCAUUGUCUCAGCUUCCCGCGACAAAUCCAUCAUCCUCUGGAAACUCACCAAGGACGACAAGUCCUACGGUGUAGCUCAGAGGCGUCUCACUGGUCACUCCCACUUCGUCGAGGAUGUUGUCCUCUCCUCAGAUGGCCAAUUCGCCCUCUCCGGUAGCUGGGACGGCGAGCUCCGCCUCUGGGAUCUCGCCACCGGUCUCUCCACCCGCAGAUUCGUCGGACACACCAAGGACGUGCUCUCCGUCGCAUUCUCCCUUGACAACCGUCAGAUCGUCUCGGCGUCUCGUGACCGUACGAUCAAGCUGUGGAACACUCUGGGUGAGUGCAAGUACACCAUUUCCGAAGGAGGCGGCGAGGGACACCGUGAUUGGGUCAGCUGCGUCAGAUUCAGCCCCAACACUCUCCAGCCGACGAUUGUGUCAGCGUCGUGCGACAAAACAGUGAAAGUGUGGAACCUCUCGAACUGCAAGCUGAGAUCGACUCUCGCUGGUCACACCGGAUACGUCAGCACCGUGGCUGUAUCACCAGAUGGUUCGCUCUGUGCGAGCGGAGGCAAAGACGGUGUCGUUUUGCUGUGGGAUUUGGCAGAAGGGAAGAAGCUUUACUCUCUGGAAGCAAACUCUGUGAUCCACGCGCUCUGCUUCAGCCCUAACAGGUACUGGCUCUGUGCUGCGACCGAACAGGGUAUUAAGAUUUGGGAUCUGGAGAGCAAGAGCAUUGUUGACGAGCUGACCGUUGAUCUCAAGGCUGAGGCUGAGAAGUCCGACGGAAGUGGUGCUGCUGCCACCAAAAUGAAGGUUAUUUACUGCACAAGCUUGAACUGGAGCGCUGAUGGAAGCACCUUGUUCAGUGGAUACACCGAUGGAGUUAUUAGAGUUUGGGGUAUCGGUCGUUACUAG
Molecule: messenger RNA, 987 nt
Organism: Microthlaspi erraticum
Lineage: Eukaryota; Viridiplantae; Streptophyta; Magnoliopsida; Brassicales; Brassicaceae
Source: the annotation of a GenBank genome assembly